GAUUGUCAAAAGACGUCAGCGUGACAGCCGACAAUCGUAAAUACCAAGUGGACGACACUUUUGAGGAUUUGAUGGAGUGGCUUUUGUUUCCGUCUUACGAGCCGAGUGUUUACAUGCUGCGCACUUAGUGAUGGAGUCCGACUUGACGGAUAUUUACGGUUUCGGCGACUUCCCCAAGUACUUGGAGGAUGAUGUGUUCGACGACAAAAUCGAUGACAUGCUCACCGCCGAUAUCGACAUGGAAAUAUUUGAUAAACUCAGCGGUUUCCACAGUACAAGCUCGGCGGCGAGGUCGCCGCCCAUCUUGCAGUCUAUAUCGAGUCCGACAAUAAACCCAGACGAUUUUCUGAAUGACGUGGACGGCGAAGAUGUUCUGACUACAUCCAGCGACCGCUCAAGCCCGUCCCUUUCGAACAGCCCGUCGUCGCCCUCGUCUUCUUUCUCUCUAGAUAACAUAAAGCACGAAUCUAGCUCGGACGAAUCGGUAAAUACAGAAGGAGGCCGCGUUUUUCAGAGCUAUGUCCCACCGACAGUCGCUGCGCCCACACCAAUAUUCCAACAACAAAACGGCGCGAUCCGGAUAUUGCAAGGCACGCUUAUACCCGUGUCAACUAUCAAAAUUGAAGCACCCUCCGCCACGGUCAAGUCUGUUCAACCUCUUGUUCUUGCCACGAGCAAUGGUUGCCCCCGGGUCGGUCGGAAUAAAGUGGUCCUGCCGAAGCUAGACGCGGCGAGUUGUCAUAAAAGCGUACACAAGACAAGCCAGCAGCCACUUAUCGAGCCGGUUGACGAGAAGGCUCUGAAGAAACAGCUCCGGAUGAUCAAAAACCGUGAGUCGGCGUCAAUUUCCCGCACGAAGAAACGGCAAUACGUGAUGUCGCUGGAGACGCAGGUGAAAAGCCUUCUAGUGGAGAACAGUGUCCUGAAGAAUGAAAACAACAACUUAAAGGCGCAAAUCAGCAACAUGCUGGCAACCUGCCAAUGUCGAGUGGCGCAGUACAGCUACAUUACGAAGACCAUUUCGCCGCAGAGCCGUAAAAAUGCUGCAAUCUUACUGGCCAUGAUAUUUAUGGUCUCAAUGAGCGUUGGAAAUUUCAAUUCGCUGCUUUCUCGAAACGCUUUUCCCCAGGAAGCUCCACUUUCACAACAUUCAAAUGACAAAGUUGGAAGGAGUUUGCUCUGGACCGAUGAAAGUAUUCCUUCUAGCACGGACAGCUCCCUAAGAAAUAUCACAAGGACCGUGAGAUGCCUUUCAGCGUUGAAUCAAACCGAGAACAGUCGCAUUGAGACUGAUCUGCGCAAUUGGAUCGGAAUCAACGAGGAACUGAACACGACGUAUAGUUCCGACGACAUGACCAACUUCAUGUCAGGUUUUCAUGGCAUAUUUAACCCUAAUUUUAAGAGCCUUUAUAGAGCACAUAAGAACUACUUUAAGAGGAAGAAUCCGCAUUUAAACCAGGACUGGCUGCAGUCCAAGAAGCGACGUUUUAACGGUCAACAGGCGCAGCGCGCCCAGCGGCUGAAGAAUCAAAUGCAACUCUUCUACCCAUCGCGGAGGAAUCGAAGCUUCUCCAAACUGUUUGAAGAGAUCGGUCGCCGGAACGAUACUUUCUACGUGCUGUCGUUCAACAACGACCACCUCCUGCUCUCUGCCGCCAACCACAACAAAACUGCACGACCCAAGAUGUCCUUCGUCUUGCCGGCGGACGAUUCUUUCCAGAACGACAAAGUCACAUUGAUGCAGAUCGACUGCGAGGUUCUGAAUACGUCGAUCAUCGAACUGAAGAAGGAAUUUAUCCCGCAACAUCUCCGAACCCCGUCUGGUGCUGGUACUGGUGCCAAUGCUCAAAGGAAUAGUACGCGGACGUUCAAUGUUCCCAACAAAUACGACAUUUUCGAAAUGGCGAAUCGGUCAACCCGACGUGAGGCUAAGGAGAAGGACGAUUAUAAUAAGAUUUACAAACCGUAUUUUAUAGAUAAACCGAAUUUCGCCAAGGAAGCUGGCGGUGAUUAUAGUGAAGUAUUUCUAACGUAGACGCUGACGAAUUUCGUUGAUUACAAAUCGUUAAUCGGCAUUUUGCAAUAUUAUUAAUUUAACAAUAAAGUUUACACGAAUAUUAGUUAUU
Hermetia illucens (black soldier fly) is the source of this 2126-nucleotide messenger RNA. It is a transcript of the gene Atf6, whose product is annotated as cyclic AMP-dependent transcription factor ATF-6 alpha. The record is from RefSeq and is a predicted model, not a curated record. Bases 131 to 2035 code for a protein of 634 amino acids. Gene Ontology annotation, molecular function: RNA polymerase II cis-regulatory region sequence-specific DNA binding; DNA-binding transcription factor activity, RNA polymerase II-specific. Gene Ontology annotation, biological process: endoplasmic reticulum unfolded protein response; regulation of transcription by RNA polymerase II. Gene Ontology annotation, cellular component: nucleus. The transcript is spliced from 3 exons. Lineage: Eukaryota; Metazoa; Arthropoda; Insecta; Diptera; Stratiomyidae.